UUUCAGAUCCGUGGAUAAAUGCCUCUAACCCUCAAUUGAGGUCUGCUUUCCUCUUCAAUGGCGAUCUGAUAGCAACCAACUGUUCUUUGAAGAAGCAAAAAAAAAUCAUCCGAGAAUUUCAAAUCUCCGAAUUAUUCACUUUUAAGAGAUCUAUUAGCUACUUCACUCUACUAUUCCGUCGGAUAACCGUUCUGUGAUCUGUGCUUGUUUCUUGAAGAUCUGGUAAUCUGAAUAUAGUUCUGGUGUUCCGGUGAUUUACGGUGGAUCGAAACUGGUUUUUGUGAGAUCAUUAAGAUGGAGACGCUUGUUGCUGUGCCGCAGUAUCGGAAUCAGUAUCAUAGUGGAGUCAAGUCUCACGGGCAUGCUGAUCGGGUUGGGUCAUCGCCAUAUAGAGAAUUCAGGGAGAUCAGUUGCCGGACUUUUGAUUCCGGGGAAGGUAUUCUUCCAACCCCGUAUAGGUUUUACUCUACUCCCGUAGCCAAACGUGCUCCUCCUCUCUCACCUAAGACAGCAUCACCCACUGAUUUUUCACUCUCCUUUGAAACACCACUGUCCAAAACCACCAGUUUCAAAAGCACUCCAAUUUCUAUCAAAACUAAGAAUGCAAAGUUUUGUAAUGAUAAGAUGUACAAGGAGAACUUGUCAUUCUCUGAGCGUUGGGCUGGGCCUGCAUAUUCGAACUCUCCACCUCCGAGUUGUCUGCCUAUACCCAAAUUCUCGGUUAAGGCAAAGCGGACAGUGUCUCUGGAGUUGCCUGGAAAUAGUGAUGCCGUUAUAGACUUUCACCCCACUGCCAAGUCUGCUCCUGCUUCCCCUACCAGAGCACAUAAACCAUCUCCUAACGAACUCUUCAACGGUGUUGAUUCUGCGACAAAGACUCUGCGUCGCAUCCUCAAUCUUGAUGCUACCGACGAGUAACUAUUAGAGACUUCGUGUCCUGUAAAUAAUGUGAAAAGUGGGUUAGUGGUAGAUUGUAUAUAGAGUGAAUAAGUUGGUUGCUAGCGUCAAUCAGUAUGUGUUUGUUUAGCUUUCAGUUGCGGUGGUAUGAAUGUGGAUCUUCAAGAGGUGGUGGCAGCCGCAAGCGUCACUCAUGGCUUUGGUGGGUCAAAAAAUCUCCAGAUUUUGCAUUGAGGCAUUGUACUUUUUUGUGGAAUUGGGUUUCUAACGAUUCCCGCUUGGGAUUGUGAUGGAAUGGUGCACAUUAUAUUUUCUUGAAGCAGAGGGGAGCAGCUUAUUGUGGAAUUGGGUUUCAGAAAGCUGAAGGGAAGCAGCAGAUGGUGAUUCGUAUCAUCAUCCUGAACAACUGAUUACUGUUUAAUCUAUUGCAGUGGAAGGAAAGCCUACACCUUUGUUUACUUCUGAAACUUUAUGUUUUCCUGUCACUGGCAUAGUCGUAGAUCAGCCGAUUCUCACAAAAUUUCUAAACUUAGGCUUCUAAUACCGGUUACCAUGUAAUUUCUCUAGAUCUCACUUCAGCAUUCACACAAAUCCAUAGGUUUCAUCCUUUUGUCAUUAUCAUUUUUAUUUCUUUGGUCUUAACUUUAGUGUCCUUUCAUUCUGUGUAGUUUAACCGGGGAUAACCUCACUGUUUCUUAGUUUAAUGUUCCUUACGUGGCUGCCUAUGUCGUCACCUAAAUGCUGUACCUCUUACUCCUUUGCUCUUUGCCUGGAUUGGGUACUCAAUUUCUGGCUUUCUCUCCCUUUAUACUAAGGUAACCUUUUUCUUCGUUUCUCUUUCUAUUAGGACUUGGGAUCUGACUCCUUUGCCUACACCCUGCAUAGGCGGUCUUCCCCCUUCACCAUCUUUUCUGUUUUUUAAGUUGAAAAGUGGGAAAGAGGGGUAAUGAAAGUAGUUGUUCUUCUCUUCUGCUAUAUGAGUUCAUAAGGUUUAAAUUUGUUGCCUAUCCUGUUGUAUCCCUAUUAGUUCUCGUUCUUUUGAGUGGGUGGUACUGCUUGCUUAAUGGCAUUCUUAUGCUUCAUCUUCCGGUGAAGAUGUUUGACCUCACCAAGCUAAUCACAAGUGAGCUUGGAGAAGAAUCUGGAAGCCUAUUCGGCACGUAGUCUUCUUGAUGGAACUAGUCUCAAGUGUAAGAUGUAUUAGAUUUAGAAAAUAGAAACAAGAUUAUGUUGUUGUUGUUGUUGUUGUUGUUUUUUUUUUUUUCCCUCACUUUUGUAUGUGGUAAAAUACUACAUGUGAGUGAGGCUGUCAGAUCUUGUGCACCACACUCUUUAAAGAGUAGUGGAGUGAAUAUGUGCUGUUGAAACUAAAGCAGUUGUGUUUUUCUGCUGUCCUCCUGUGUCUAAACUGCAAAUGCAAUGGUAGUUCUUUUGUUUUUACAUUACAAUAAAAUUUGUUGAGGCAUUUAUGUA
Molecule: messenger RNA, 2370 nt
Organism: Tripterygium wilfordii
Lineage: Eukaryota; Viridiplantae; Streptophyta; Magnoliopsida; Celastrales; Celastraceae
Exons: 3
Coding region: 295-918 (207 amino acids)
Source: RefSeq, a predicted model, not a curated record